Molecule: messenger RNA, 277 nt
Organism: Caenorhabditis angaria
Lineage: Eukaryota; Metazoa; Nematoda; Chromadorea; Rhabditida; Rhabditidae
Source: the annotation of a GenBank genome assembly
AUGCUUGGAUUGGAUGGAGCUGGAAAAGCGACAGUUUUGUAUAAGUCAGAUGAAACUGUCAAUACACUUCCAACUAUGGGUGAGUUCAUUUUUAUUAUUGUCAAGCCAAAAAAGUUUUUCAUUUCAAUUCAAAAUAUUUUUUUCAGGUUUCAAUGUGGAAACAAUACAAUUCAAAAAUCUGACAAUAACAGUUUGGGACAUUGGAGACCAGCAAAAUAUUCGUGAUGUUUGGAAAUGUUAUUUGGAAAUGACAAUACAUCAUCUCGGAUCUUCGUAG